Thermothielavioides terrestris NRRL 8126 is the source of this 1501-nucleotide messenger RNA. RefSeq lists its product as uncharacterized. The transcript is spliced from 5 exons. Gene Ontology annotation, molecular function: protein kinase activity; ATP binding. Gene Ontology annotation, biological process: spliceosomal complex assembly; protein phosphorylation; regulation of mRNA processing. NCBI's taxonomy places the organism in Eukaryota, Fungi, Ascomycota, Sordariomycetes, Sordariales, Chaetomiaceae. The record is from RefSeq and is a predicted model, not a curated record. Bases 102 to 1346 code for a protein of 414 amino acids.
CGGCGUCUGUAAUCCAAAACUGCCCGAAUCCCCAACUUGAACUGAACAGCCGCCAAUAGAAACUUUAACAACACCCACUUGGACCACCCGACUCGACAACGAUGGUGCUUGCCGAUAUGCUGAGCACCUGUGUGAACCGCCUCAAAUCGGUGCUCGGGCUCUCUUCCAAGCCACUUGCACAACCCGCGCGCUUCUUCUCCGAGGAGAGCAUCAGCCGGUACUGCUACGGGGGCUACCAUCCCGUCCGCAUUGGCGAUGUCUUCGAUAAUGGCAAGUACAAAAUUGUCAGUAAACUCGGAUACGGCGUAUAUUCGACCGUGUGGUUGGCAUGCCAUCUUGAGACGAGACGGCACGUUGCGCUCAAAAUCCUCACCGCCGAUUGUUAUGGGCAGCAACAGGACACGUUUGAACUGGAUAUUCUGAGGCAAAUUAAGGCCCAGACCACUCCGCAUCCGGGGUCCAACCACAUCCUUCCGCUCCUCGACCAAUUUGAACACCAAGGCCCGAACGGUAAACACGUCUGUCUGGUCUUCAAGGCCAUGGGCCCCGAUAUACAGCGAUAUCGGCGCCUCUUCCCGAGGUUGAGGAUUCCAGUGCCCCUGGUAAAAGAAAUAUCCAGGCAGCUCCUGUUGGCGCUGGCAUACCUGCAUGAUGUGUGCCGCGUCAUCCACACAGAUAUCAAACCCCAGAACAUCCUCGUCGAAACCACUGCUAUCAACACCAUGUUCGAGCAAGCGCCCUCUGAAGCAUUCCGCUCAGAACGCCCACCGCUGGAAGCCCCCAAUGACUUCUACAUGGAAUCGAGACAGGUGUCGUCGGCAGAGGAAGAUCUUACACAACCGACCGAUCUGUCAGUCAGGCUAGCUGACUUUGGGACCUCAAGUUAUUUCGGCCGCCACUUGACCGAGUGGAUCCAGCCGCAGAUGCUGCGGGCGCCGGAGGUUAUCCUCGGCGCGGAAUGGGACCACAAGGUGGACAUCUGGAACCUGGGCGUGAUUGUGUGGGAGCUCGCCGAGGGCAAGGUCCUCUUCGACGGCGCCUGGACCGCAAACGCUCCCUACACGGCCGAGGCCCACCUGGCGCAGAUGACGGCGAUCAUGGGCCGCAUGCCCGAGGCACUAUUGGCGCGGUCCAAGAACAGAAACCAGUAUUUUGACGAUGAGGGCAAGCUCCUGAAGCCAUCAACCUUCCCGCCAUGCUCGCUGGAGCAGUUCAGCAGCAUCCCCGGCCUCUCGGAUGCGGAAAAAAAGGCGUAUCUGGACUUCGUAUUGUCCAUGAUCAGGCUGGACCCGCAGCAGCGGCCGGAUGCGAAAAGCCUGUUGGAGUCCGAGUGGUUGAGGCAGUGAUAUUCAGGCAGCGUUCAAGUAAGCGUUCUGAGCCCCAGCCCGCGCCUGGAGUGCUCGGUCGAAAACAGUGCUCGUAAACACUAUCACGAACAAUGAAAUGGUGCAAAACCUCCACACCAACCUACCCCACCCACACAUACAGGAGUAAGGCCGCG